AUGCCAAAACUCCUAAAAAACUUUGGGUUUUCAUCUCUUAGAAAGUUUUUAGCAGCCUACGAUAUUCCAGAUCUUCCAAACAUAGUAGAUAGGGUGUAUAUCAAGGCAGAUAGAAAGCCUUCAAUUUCCUCGUUUGACUGCAAAUUGAAGGAAAUAGAACUUAUAUCAAAGGCUAUCAGAAUGCUUUUGUCAAGAGACAAGGAAAACCAUCUAUGUGCGGGAUACAAAAGGUGGAGUUCUGGGCCUCACGAUUCAGACUUUAGAAUUUUAUGCUACUCACCCAGCGCCUCUUCAAAGAUACUUAGGUCACACGAGUGGAGCCAUUUGAUGAAGUCGAUUGGCGACGAGCUAGCUUUUUUCAUCCUCACGGAAUGUCUUGUGAUUCAAAUGUUAAAUGGUAGUUAUAUCUUUCUAGCAGGAGACUUCAAAAGCCUCAGCAAGAUGGCCAUUGAAAGGGGGAGCAACGCUAUAAAUAGGAGUGUAAUCUUUUACAAACAUAACCAGAAAAUAAGCUUUUCUUCACUUUCCGCUUUUGAAUAUGUUUUUGAAGCUCACAAUUCGGAAAAAUAUAAGACAAUACAGAGAGACACCAGAGAUAUACUAGAGAGUAUAGAAAAAAGAUGGAAAAAGAUUCCCAUUCACUCUAUGUUCAGGUCCUUUUUUAAGGACGAGUUGACUCUCGAGGGAAAGGGUAAUAUUUUGGAGUGUAGUGUCAAGCAGUCUAAGUUAGUGAACUUUUUGUUCCUCAUUUCAAAGAAACUGCUUAAAGAUGCCUUUGACUCCCAUGCAUUCAGAAUACUGAAAUCCAAGCUCUCUUUGUUGGUCCAUAGGAACCGCUAUGAAACAGUCAGCAAAAAUGAGAUAGCAAAGUACUUUAGAAUCUCUCGAUUCAAGUUCUUCCGGGCCUAUCGAUGUAGAAGAAGUGAAUUUAUUUUCAGGUCCAAGAUAUCCUCAAGAUUUCUUGUCUAUGUGAUGGAAAAGCUGAUGAUACCAAUAAUUUCAAGGCAUUUCCAUUCCACAGAAACUUCCUUUUCAAAGUUUAAGGUUCACUACUUCCCAAGACCUAUCUGGCAGCAUUUUUCCGAUAUUUAUAUCGAAAGGUUCUUGAAAAGGUUUGAGCAGGUUGAAGAGAACAAGACAUAUCCUUAUUCGGAGCUAAGAUGCAUUCCAAAGAUGAGUGGAGCCAGGGUUAUUUCGAAUAUGUCCAGAAUUAGAAAUGGGAGACCGUCGAUCAACAGGAAUAUAUAUCCUGAAUUCUGUGUUUUAAGAGAGGAGACUCGUGGAAUGCUUGGAAAUUCGAUUCUAAACCAUUCGGGAAUGUACGAAAAACUUAUUCCUUACUUGAUAAAGUCCACAAAACCUUUGUAUAUCCUAAAGGUAGAUCUUUCUGGUUGCUUUGAUAACAUUCCUCAGGAUGAAGUUGUGAACCUAGUGAAGAGACUACUUAGUAAAAGCCGGUAUUGCACAAGAAGCUUUUCUACACUAGGGGAGGCAAACGGGGAACUAAAGAACAGAUACGUAUGCAAAACAACUGAUGUUACAGAAGCCAUCGAUAGAUUGACUAUGGAGUCUAGUGUCUUUGGAAAUAGAAUAGUUAAGGAAAAUUCGAACCAAAGGAUUUUGAGCAGAGAAGAAAUUGAGGGAACCAUGAUAAACAUUAUCAAAAGAAACUAUGUAAGAUACAAAGGAAAGUUCUUUAUUCAGAAGACCGGGCUUGCCCAAGGGUGUGUGGCAUCUACUCUUUUAUGCAGCCUCUACUACAAGAGGAUCGAUGACCUUUAUUUUGACAAGGUCUUCAAAGAAGGCAUUCUUACAAGGUAUGCCGACGACUUUCUUGUGGUAUCUCCAUCCUUAGACGAAAUAAUGAAGUUUCUGGAAGUGUCUCAGUCCAUCUCGCACCUGGGGGUUAAUUUUAGUAAGGAGAAGAUAGAAUCAAACUUUGGUUUGGAAGAGUAUUUUAAAAAUACAUCCAACAUCUCCGAACUCUCCGAACAUAAGAACAAGAUGAAAAUAACCGACAAGCCCAUAAAGUGGUGUGGAACAAAGAUAUAUCCCAAUAAGUUUUCAAUUAAGUCGUGCACUAUGGAUCCAUAUCUUCCCUUUUCUACCGCUCAUAGCUCGACUAGGCCUGGAAAGGCUUUGGAGUUGAGGAUGAGAAAGUUGCUACGGAAUCGAAUGUCCAGAAUUUACAUAGACCCAAACAACAAAAAAGCAUAUGAAAACUUAUAUGAUACGUUUCUGUUCUGUGGGAAGAAGGCGUGCCUUCUUCUCAAAAGGAUGGAUUUUAUCAAUUGUUCUUUUGCUCAAAGGAUUCUUGAAUGUUCAAAACAUUUUGCCUUUAAGGUCUGUAGGAAGAAUGGAAUCUCCAUAACAAAGAAGAAGAUAGAGGACAUAGCCUCUAAGGCCUUCAAGAAGAGUGGCAUUAGCAAAGUGAUAAGUGCUUAG
Molecule: messenger RNA, 2445 nt
Organism: Encephalitozoon intestinalis ATCC 50506
Lineage: Eukaryota; Fungi; Microsporidia; Unikaryonidae
Product: telomerase reverse transcriptase
Exons: 1
Coding region: 1-2445 (814 amino acids)
Biological process (GO): telomere maintenance via telomerase
Cellular component (GO): telomerase catalytic core complex
Molecular function (GO): telomerase RNA binding; telomeric repeat DNA binding
Source: RefSeq, a predicted model, not a curated record